AUGUCUGUAAAGUCCGUGCCAUCCGCAUCGUCAGCCGCAUCGUCGUCGUUGUCGUCGUGCAGUGAGAUCAGCAUCGAGGAACUGCACGCCCGAUCCUCACCAGAUUUCUCGUCCGAGUUUACGCUCGCCAACAUCAAGCAGGAGCCGCGUGCGGUGUCGCCGAUACUCACACCACCGCACACGCCCACCGAGGACAGCGGUAUUGGUGGUACGAUCAUCCGCACGUCCCCCCUGCCCCAGCACCACUACCAUCACCACCACCAGCAGCGACACAUUCCGGUGAACCACUAUCAUCCGUAUCAGUACGAGAUGGAACGUUCGCGGACGGUCACCAACGCCAGCCUGCGUCAACACAGUCAGCAGCAACAGCCACAGUUUCCCCAGCCGGACAUGGCGAGUGCAUUCGUGCCGCAGCAACAACCACCACAACCCUCGCCGCCGCAGACGAUCGUGACUUCGCCGUCGGCGAAUCCGAUCGAAGCCGCAUUCCUGUACCAACAGCAACAAGCGCAGCAGCAGCAGCAGCAGCAGCAGCAACACCAGCGUCUCUGGCAGCAGCAUCUGCAGCAAACCGGUUACCAUCCAGCGGCCGCCGCCGCCGCCGCCGCCUACGCCCACCCGCACGCCGCCCUCAUGCAGCACUGGAUUCGCAACGCGGCGCUCUACCAGCAGCGGCUCCAUCCGCAUCCGCACGGUCCGGCCGUCGUCGGCCCGCACCCGCACCACCCACACCACCACCAGCACCCGCACCAUCACCACCCGUAUGGGGCGAUGCUGGCGGGGCGCCCGGGCGGCAUGAAGCUGCCGGGACACCAGGGUGCGGUCGGGGGCGGUAGCUCGCGGCCGAAGAAGCAGUUCAUCUGCAAGUACUGCAACCGCCAGUUCACCAAGUCGUACAACCUGCUCAUCCACGAGCGCACGCACACCGACGAGCGGCCGUACUCGUGCGACAUCUGCGGGAAGGCGUUCCGGCGGCAGGACCAUCUCCGGGAUCACCGGUACAUCCACUCGAAGGAGAAGCCGUUCAAGUGUUCGGACUGCGGCAAGGGCUUCUGCCAGUCGCGGACACUCGCCGUGCACAAGGUGACGCACCUGGAGGAGGCGCCGCACAAGUGUACCAUCUGCAACCGGACGUUCAACCAGCGCGCCAACCUCAAGACGCACAUGCAGAGCCACGUGCUGGGCGGUGAGGGUGCAGUGGGUUCCCCUGCUACGCUGCAGCAUCCGUUGGGUGUUGGGUCCGGUUCCCAGCCGCUGCCGGCGUUGGAUCUCUCCCAGAAGUCCUCCUCAGCGUCGUCGCGAUCGUCCGAGGAGAAGGACAUCAUCGUCGACGAGGACUUCGACGACGAGGAGGAGGAAGAGGACGAGGAGGAGAUCGAGGAGGAGGAGCUCGAGGAGGAGCUCGAGGAGGAGGACCACCACCACGCCCUCGGGCGGACCGAUGGGGUGAUGGACGUGCGGCAGAUGCUACUGCUCGAGCACGGUGCGAACGGACCCGAUUCGAGCGGAUUGCAUACGCCCAGGCGCAAUGCACCCGGAAGUCCACCCUCCACCGCCCUCAGCCCCGUCGAACCCCUGUCCCCGCCCGCACCGAAGGCGUCGGCCCCGAAGCGGUCGCUCGGCUUCUCCAUCGACGAAAUCAUGCAGCGAUAAGAGGCUAGUAGUGCGGAAGGGGAGGAAGCCAGAGAGCCAGAGAGGAGGCUAAACCCAGGUGAGGGGUGUUGAUGUUCCUUACCCAUCGAGGCAGUCCCGGCGGUGCGUUAGAGUUAGAGUAGAAAAAUGGGGCGGCAGAGCUGUAAGGCGGUAGAGGAUAAGCCCAGGAUAACCACCACAUAUCCCAGUUGCAGGAUAUUAACGCAUACCAUAGCCAUACCGAAGCCAAAACGAACCCGAUCGAAACAGAUCGAACCAACAAACCGGACAAACAUACGCAGCGCAGGGGAAUGAGCAGAUAAUUGAGAAGCUAGAGGAAAAACGGAAAGGAAAGGAAGCGAAAAGACUAGGUGUAGGGCACGAGAAAAACCAUGGACAAAGAGGCCAAAGAGGAGAGAGAGAGAUAGAGAGAGAAAGAGAGCACGAUCGAUCCAUGGAAGAAGGUAAUCCGAAGGGUGUAUGUAACAGUUAGAGCAAUUUAACCACGUUAGCAGCACGAUCGGAGCGGAGCAGGGAAAGAGGUCCGGUCGUGGACUUCUUUCCGUGGAGGGUUUUUGGGUUGUUGAAGCCCGAGGAGCGAUCUAGCGAGGCGUGCGCGCGGUUCCCCCAUUUUGCCGGCAAUUUGUGUGGGACAUGGUGUGUUUACCA
Molecule: messenger RNA, 2301 nt
Organism: Anopheles coustani
Lineage: Eukaryota; Metazoa; Arthropoda; Insecta; Diptera; Culicidae
Gene: odd
Product: protein odd-skipped
Exons: 2
Coding region: 1-1653 (550 amino acids)
Biological process (GO): embryo development; embryonic hindgut morphogenesis; embryonic pattern specification
Cellular component (GO): nucleus
Molecular function (GO): RNA polymerase II transcription regulatory region sequence-specific DNA binding; DNA-binding transcription factor activity, RNA polymerase II-specific
Source: RefSeq, a predicted model, not a curated record